This is a messenger RNA of Erpetoichthys calabaricus (reedfish), 977 nucleotides long. RefSeq names its product endonuclease G (gene endog). NCBI's taxonomy places the organism in Eukaryota, Metazoa, Chordata, Cladistia, Polypteriformes, Polypteridae. The record is from RefSeq and is a predicted model, not a curated record. Gene Ontology annotation, cellular component: nucleus; mitochondrial inner membrane. Gene Ontology annotation, biological process: apoptotic DNA fragmentation. The transcript has 3 exons. Gene Ontology annotation, molecular function: metal ion binding; nucleic acid binding; single-stranded DNA endonuclease activity. Bases 16 to 927 code for a protein of 303 amino acids.
CCUUGCCGGCUGACUAUGCGGCGCUCUCUCAUCUGCUCCAAAUGGUUGCUCCCCGGCGCGACCCUGGCUCUCGGCGCCGGCCUCGGCUCCUGCCUGACGUACUACUCGCUCGGCGGCAGCGCGGCCCCGGAGGUGCUGCGCCGGGUGCCCGUGAUCCCCGUGCCGCAGGUGUCCGCCGCGUCCUCCUCCUCCUUGGAGAUGACACCCUACCAGUCCACCGGCAUCAUGAAGUACGGCUUCCCGGGCCUGGCUCACCUCAAGAGCCGGGAGUCCUACGUGCUGUCGUACGACCCGCGCAACCGGACGGCGCACUGGGUGAUCGAGCAGCUGAGCACCGAGCGACUGAGCGGCCUGGCCGACCGGAAGGUCAGCGAAUUCCGCGAGGACGACUCGGUCCACGUGUACCACCGGGCCGGCAACGACGACUACCGCGGCAGCGGCUUUGACCGGGGCCACCUGGCCGCGGCGGCGAACCACAAGUGGAGCCAGAAGGCGAUGGACGACACCUUCUACCUGAGCAACGUGGCCCCGCAGAAUCCCCAUUUAAAUCAGAACGCUUGGAAUAACCUGGAGAAGUUGUGUCGCAGCCUGACCAAGCAGCACAAGAACGUCUUUGUGUGCACCGGACCUCUCUACCUGCCACGAAAGGAGUCCGACGGGAAGACGUACGUCAAGUACCAGGUCCUGGGCAGGAACAACGUGGCCGUACCCACCCACUUCUUCAAGGUGGUCAUCUUAGAGAAGCACAACGGUGAGGUGGAGCUGCGGCCCUACGUGAUGCCCAACAUCCCCAUGGACGAGAAGAUCCCACUGGAACGCUUCUUGGUGCCCAUAGAAAGCAUCGAGCGGGCAUCUGGCUUAUUGUUUGUACCAAACAUCAUGAAAAGGACAAACAGCCUGAGGGCAAUCACAGCUGGCAGUAAAUGAGGGGGUACAAGUGGCACACGCUGGCUCUGGACUGGAGAUGACACGAGAUG